Molecule: messenger RNA, 2348 nt
Organism: Ectocarpus siliculosus
Lineage: Eukaryota; Phaeophyceae; Ectocarpales; Ectocarpaceae
Source: the annotation of a GenBank genome assembly
AUGGUUGCCAAGGGAGACGUGAUGGGCGCCUAUUGCUUUGUCACAUUUUUCGGUGCUUCCAUCCUAUUCGGAGUGAAGCACCUGCUCCUCCGAGACGCUACCUUCAGCCGAUUAAGCAAAGCCGCCGACUACGUUCCAACUGUCGAGAUUGCUGCAUGGGUCUUGACUUGGUACGGCGUGAGCGUCUCCAUGGUCAUGGCCAACCGCUGGCUGUUCUAUGAAUGGCAAGGCGUGGGGUUUCCUUUUCCUGUGCUCACGACGAUGGUUCACAUGUGGUUGAAGGUUUUGGUGACAAGGGUGAUGUAUUGUUUCAAGGGACAGAAGCCGCCGCAUCUGGACGUGUCUGUGAACCUGCGGGCGGUUAUCCCCAUUGGAUUGGCGACGGCAGGAGACAUCCUUCUGUCGAACCUUUCCUUCAUGGUAGCGACGGUGGCGUUCUACACCAUCGUCAAGUCUGGCUCGCUAAUUUGGAUUCUACUAUGGGCGGUGGUGUUCAGAUUCGAAGCGUUGACGCCCAAGAUGGUGUUUGUGGUGCUUAUAACUAGCCUGGGGCUGUUUAUGGCGAGCUUGGGGGAGACGGACUUUUCCACCGAGGGGCUCCUCCUGAUCCUGGGCGCUUCCUGCUUGUCAGGGCUGAGGUGGGGUUUAUUGCAACUCCUCCAAGCCAUAGAGCCGAGCUGUCACGACCCUUUGUUGGUCAUCUACUACAUCGCUCCAUCGAGCGCGAUAGCGAUGACCCCGAUGGCUUUGCUGGAUAUACUGGAUGAAAACCUGAAGGGCGCGGCCGUGACUCCCGGGUCGAUUGCACAGGUGGCGGCGGUGAUCCUCGGGACCGGGUUGUUUUCGUUCGCGCUUAUUUUCGCGGAGGUGAAGCUGCUAGCGAUCACGAGUAGCUUGACGAUGGGCGUGUUCGGAACGGUAAAGGAGAUUGUGCAGAUAGUCCUCGCGGUGCUGGUGUUUAACGAACAAGUUACGUGGUUCAAUUUGGUGGGGCUCGGUUGGGCGAUUGUUGGGAGCAUGCUGUACAAGAUUUCUCGUGCGAAGCCAAGUGCCCGCAACGGGGAAGGGGGGGGCGCCAAGGACGCGAGGCGACCGGCGCACAAUGGACAAGGGGACGAAAAGGCCAACGCCGGAGUUAACAUGCCCUAUUCGGCGGUUUCGCAGCAAGAGGUGGACGAAGAACUCCGAGUGUUCAAGUACGAAAACACGGAGUGGGAAUUGGAAGGGGAGUUGGAGGAGUUCAGCUCGUUUGACGGCGGCGGGAGAUGACACCACGAGCAGCGACAUAUCCACUUUAUUUGUUGGUGCCCACGUCGCUUUUCCGCGGCGUUAGACGUUACCCCCCUGCCGCACGUCGGGGUUUGAUUGUUCACGGGACCCGUUGGACAGGACUCCGGGCGCCGGGGCAAUGUGUUGGUGGAAAUAGCGAACCGGCAGUGCGUGGCUGCGGUGUCUAAAGGAGGCUGGGCGUGUAUGAUUUUGGUGCGGAGCUAUUCCUUGGUCAGGGUAAGCGUGCGGUCGUUCUCUAGGCAAAGGCUCCACCUCGCUUUUUGUCAACACCCCUUCCUUCCAUUUUUUGUCUACUCUUCGCGAUUUUUUUUGUUUUUUUUGCGUUUUGGUGGUAUCUCUGCGUAACUCAUUCUGUUGACAAGGUCCCUCAAUAGUGCAGCAUAGACGCGAGAAAAGGGGACCCUCCUUUUUCGGGAUCCGGUGCCAUUCGGGGUGGGGAGUACAUAAGGCUUUAGUCGAUGGUCGCCAUAUCCCGUGCCAGGGGGCUUCGACAGCAAUAUAUCGGUCCCUGUACUCUUUUCGAGACCCCACUACUGCAUUCAUGCCGUGAUCCGUUGCGAAAUCGAGGGCGCUUUCCUCGGAAGGUUGUAUAGAUGUUGUUGUUCGUGGUGCCUCGUGGGAAGGCUGUGUCUGCUUGUGUAGAAUUAAGUGUAGCUGGAUACGGUUUCUGUUGGUGAGGUGGGUGUUCGUUGUCGUAUUCGCCUAGAGAGAUGUUCGGGCGGAUCAUUGUAGGGUGUUCGACUAUUACUAUCUACGCUGUCGUGUCGCUUGUUUGCUCUCGGCGGGAUAUACUUUUUCACGGCUAGAUUUCUUAGCAAGACUGACGAAAAAUAGAGCAUGUUAUGCAUACCUUACCGUACCGUGUGCAUGUAGCAUACGUGAGACAUUUCUUUCUUGGGUCGCCUUGUCUGAAGGGAGGUCGUUUAGUCGAAGAGAUUCCCUGUGUCUUUGGUCGUUGCAUCGUGCUUUGCACUUGUGCGGAUGGGUUGCUGAGGUUAGGGCUUUCUUGAGGGCGUGUGGCGCGUACGUCGAGAGGCAAAAGAUACGGCAGACUCUCC